This is a messenger RNA of Cajanus cajan (pigeon pea), 2354 nucleotides long. The record is from RefSeq and is a predicted model, not a curated record. Lineage: Eukaryota; Viridiplantae; Streptophyta; Magnoliopsida; Fabales; Fabaceae.
AGCAAUGAGUGUAGUUCUCUAAUAUCUGAAAUCUCUCUGACCGGCAAAUCAGGAGAUUCUGGUAUUACAGAAGCUGGGAUGAAUACUUAUGAUAUAUUAACUCCAGAUUUAGACAAGUCAGUAGAGGCUUCUGCUUCCAUCGAAGCUGCUCCUUGUAACAUGGUUGGUGAAACCAGUUGUAUUCCUUUUGAAGGUGAUGAUAGUCAUGUACAGGAAGCCCGUGAAGAUGGAAAUCUUCAGAAUAAUGAGAAACUAAUGGUUGAAGAGUCAGAUGUUGGAACAGAAAUGUUGAAAAGAAAAAAGAAAUAUCGUGUAGACAUUCUCCGCUGUGAAAGCUUGGCUUCUCUUGCACCAGCAACCCUUGAUCGAUUGUUUGUACGUGAUUAUGAUGUAGUUGUGUCCAUAGUGCCUCUUCCUCAUUCAUCAGUUCUUCCUGGACCCACAGGCCUGGUUCAUUUUGGCCCCCCAUCGUAUGCUUUUAUGACACCUUGGAUUAAAUUGGUAUUAUAUUCAACUGUAAAUAGUGGGCCUCUUUCAGUUGUUCUGAUGAAAGGACAGUGUUUGCGCUUUCUUCCUGCUCCAUUGGCUGGUUGUGAGAAAGCUCUCAUAUGGUUUUGGGAUGGUUCCACAGUAGGAGGGUUGGGAGGGAAGCAUGGAGGAAAUUUAGUAAAGGGAAGUAUACUCUUGCAUUGUUUAAAUUCAAUUCUUAAACAUUCAGCUGUGCUGGUGCAGCCUUUAAGUAGGUUUGACCUUGAUGAAUCUGGUAAGAUGAUCACAAUGGAUAUCCCUUUGCCCUUAAAGAACUCUGAUGGAUCUAUUACUUCUGUUGGAAAAGAGUUAGGAAUAUGUGAAGGGGAAAGUUCAAAACUGAAUUCUCUCUUGACUGAUUUGGCAAACAAGAUGGAGUUGUGGACGGUUGGGUAUAUUCGCCUACUGAAAUUAUAUAAUGAAGGAGAAUCAGACCAGUUCUCACCUGAAGAGAAGUAUGAAUGGGUUCCGUUGAGUGUUGAAUUUGGGAUGCCACUAUUCAGUCCAAAGUUGUGUAAUAAUAUAUGUAGAAGGGUUGUUUCUUCUGAAUUACUUCAAUCUGGCUCAUUUGAAAAACACCAUCAUGCAAUGCAAAGCUUAAGAAAAAAAUUGAACGACAUUUGUGCCGAGUACCAAGCAACAGGACCUGCUGCGAAGAUUCUUUACCAGAAGGAGAAAGCUAAAGAAUCCUCACGACAACUUAUGAAUUAUGCUAGUGGAAGGUGGAAUCCACUCAUGGACCCUUCUUCUCCCAUUUCUGGGGCGUCAAGUGAGCAUCAAAGGUUAAAACUUGCUAAUAGACAACGCUGCCGAACCGAAGUUUUAAGCUUUGAUGGCAGCAUUCUUAGAUCUUAUGCCUUAACUCCUGUGUACGAAGCUGCCACAAGGCCCAUUGAAGAAGCUUCCACAAGGCCAAUUGAUGAAGCUACUCAAGACAACACAAUAAAAGCUGAAACAGAUGAUAGUAAAGAUGUAAUCCUUCCUGGAGUAAAUCUUAUUUUCGAUGGUUCUGAGCUGCAUCCGUUCGAUAUUGGUGCCUGCCUCCAGGCACAUCAACCUAUUUCCUUAAUAGCAGAGGCAGCUGCUGCUUCAGCAUCUUUAGCAAUCAAAUAGCUCUGCAGUUAACAUACAUUAUACCACUUUGAUAAGCAUGAAUGGUGAAUGCUAAUGCUAGUGAGUCACGUGCCAAUAUUGUUGCUACUGUUUGGUUUGUCACCAUCUUCGAGAUUGUUAGUUGCCCAAAUGGUUGGACUCCGAUUAAUGGUUGCAUUUGUUUCGAGUUUUGCGAGUGCCAGAAAUUCACGUCAGUUAGAGCUGUGAAAAGAAGAAACGUGUUAUCGUUGCUAAUGAAAGUCCAUACUUGUGUAGGAGACAUUGUUCCUGUUGCAUGCUUGCAGCAAAACGGACAUUGUUCCAGCGUAAUUCAUAUUAAAGGAAAAUAUGGCCAUACGAGACAUCAUUAUUGCGUUCCGUCUUUUAAAAUGUGAAUUCAAUGUCUUUUACUUCAAUUGCUUCUUUUGUUACCAAUGUGCGUGUGUAAUUCUUUUAAUUCCAUGUUAGUUUAGGAAAAAUAUUGUGCGUGAUAUAAUCUUUCUUUUGUGACACGUCCGUUGCAGAUAAGAACUUUUGCUUGCACUGACCAAGAACGUCAAGAUCAUUCAAGAUUAAAAUUCAAAGAACAGCCAGCCAAGUGGUAGAGAUUCUUUUAUUUUCUAACACCUUUUAGUAAUACCCAAAUUGAUUCUAUUAAGGAGAUACAUUAAAUAUCAAGUUGGUCUAAUACAAAUUUAGAAAUGAGGUUACCCCCUCAAUCUUUGACGUUGACA